Molecule: messenger RNA, 551 nt
Organism: Macaca mulatta (Rhesus monkey)
Lineage: Eukaryota; Metazoa; Chordata; Mammalia; Primates; Cercopithecidae
Product: pregnancy-specific beta-1-glycoprotein 2-like
Source: RefSeq, a predicted model, not a curated record
GCACAGAAGGAGGAAGGACAGCACAGCUGACAGCUGUGCUCGGAAAGAUUUUGGAUCCAAGGUCAUCUCCACAGAGGAGAACACACAGGCAGAAGAGGCCAUGGGGCCCCUCUCAGUGCCUCCCUACACACUGCACAUCACCUGGAAGGAGCUUCUACUCACAGCAUCACUUUUAAUCUUCUGGAACCCGCCCACCACUGCCCAAGUCACGAUUGAAGCACAGCCAGCCAAAGUUUCUGAGGGGAAGGAUGUUCUUCUACUUGUCCACAAUUUGCCCCAGAAUCUUACUGGCUACAGCUGGUACAAAGGGCAAAUAAUAGACCUCCAGCAUUACAUUACAGCAUAUACAAUAGACACUGAAAUGAUUGUAUUUGGGCCUGCAUACAGUGGACGAGAAACAGUAUAUUCCAAUGCAUCCCUGCUGAUCCAGAAUGUCACCAAGAAUGACACAGGAUCCUACACCAUUCAAAUCACAAAGCGAGGUGAUGAGACUAAAGGAGUAACUGGACAUUUCACCUUAUAUCGUGAGUGAUUCCACAUGAUCCCUGGGU